Messenger RNA from Dentiscutata heterogama, 166 nucleotides. Lineage: Eukaryota; Fungi; Glomeromycota; Glomeromycetes; Diversisporales; Gigasporaceae. The record is from the annotation of a GenBank genome assembly.
UAUGAAAGAGAAUAUUAUUUUAGAGGCUAAUUUUAAUACUAUUAUUAAUGAAUGGAAAAAAUUGUUAAUCAAUGAAAAGUUUGAAGAAGAAACAAAUAAUCUUGACACUGAGAUAGAUUUUUUUAAUUUAGAAAUACAUCCUGCUGAAAAUCAAGCUACCAAGUAG